AUUGGAACAGUAUUGAAACUGUCCCACCAGUGUGAAAAAAAAACAAGUCAUCAGGACUGGAAAUUCUUUUGUCACCUGAUAAAGAGAGAAAACCUGCCUGCUGCUGCCCUUUAUGAUUGGACCUUCUGCACCUCCUCACAUGAAGCAGCAGGUUAGCAAGAAGAGCAGAGCAGACAGAUCUUGCUUCUGAACAGUGUACAAGAAUCUCUGCCUGCCAUACUCUUUUGCUUUUUGUCUUCUCUGUUUGACAAUUAUGGGCCUAAAUACUGUUCAUAAAUAAAUAAACAAAAAGAGAGAUCUGAUUUCGUGGGAAUGCGUGGAAGCAUUGCAGGAGGAGUGAAUGAAAAGGAAUUUCAAGGCUUGAUUUCUGCUAACCAUGUUUGAUUAAAAUGUGUUGAUUCUGAGAUUAAGAAAACCAUCUAAUUAUUUAAAAGGGGCAUGUAAUGGUACUUAACUAUUUUUGGGUUAAUUGCCAUUUUGAGGUAAAAGGAGAGGCUGAUUAAGCUUAUGUGAUUAGUGUUGAUGUUUGGGUGGUGGGGGCAAAAAUUGGAUCAUGAUUUGGCUCCUUUUAAUGAGAUCACCUUACUCUCUCUCUUUAUUCUUUUGACUCGAUUUUUAUGGGUUCCUUUUUCUUUUUCUUUUAGAUAACAAAUAUAAAGUAUCGAUAAAAUGUUUGUUUGUGACGACUACUUUGAUCUUUAUAAAAAUAUCUCUCGAUCCUAGCCUAAUUAAUACAAAUUUCGAAGUAGUAUCUUCAAUUAAGUUAAUAAGUAUGACAGUCUAAAGUAUAACUGCAAAUCCAUUAAAAAAACUACUUAUUACAAUUUAUAAGUCAAUUCUAUCGAUUGAUACGGUACAAAAGAAAAUUUUUACUAUACUUUAUACCAUUGGUAUUCUGAUAUAAAAAAAAUUACGGUACAGACUGAAUUCGUACUUGUAUUUGUAUUUUUUAUACAAUUUUUUUUAUUAUUAUAUAAACUGAAUUUGUACUUUAUAUAUGCUACAAACUGAACUUGUGUCAUCAGAUAAUAGCAAGAUUUUUUUUUAUAUUAUAAACUGAACUUGCAUAUCUAACACGUUACGAUAGCCAUUCAAUUUGUAUUUCGAAACACAAUUAUUUCGUUGCAGAUUAGAAGAGCUCAUGGUGCAAUAAAGAUUGCUGCCAACACAAGCAACGUAAAUGAUUCUUUCUCCCGUGUCAAUCAAAACCCACCCCCAAUCCUCCCCAUCCCUAUUCAAUGAACAGAAACAUACAAUUGGUAAACACAGAAUGGUGAAAAUUCAACGAACCGCUCGCCCCUCUGUUUGGUUCCUGAGAAACCGAUAAACAGAAGGGAGAACUCGAAGCCAUAUUGUAAAACCACAGUAGCAAGAAACCAAAAACAGGGGACAAAAAAAAAAACAGAGCAUAAUUUCCAUAUGUGAAUCGGAUUUGCAGAGAGAAGUUAAAUCACUUCACCUGGUGAAAUGGAAGAGUCAGCAGAUCUCCCGGCGGAGAAGAAAAUAACCCAGAAUGAGGCUAGAUUCCAGCAAUGGCGAGAAACCCACCAAGGGAAAUGAAAUAUCUCCUCUCUGCCCUUUUUUCCUUUCUUCUUUGUUCUUGCUCUGUUUCUCACGCAGAGAGCAUGCGAGAGAGAAAAAAAGGAAGGUAAGCUGCACGGCUCUCUUAUCGUCGUCGUCUUCUUAUUCUUCUCCUCCUCCAGCUAGCUCGCUGCAGUUGCGAGACCUCGCUCUCUGGUCCGCGGCUUUUAAACGUGUUAUCUGGAUUUGGAGUGGAAGGAAGAGAUGGAGAGACGGAUAGGAAAGGCGCCUCCGGUGGAGUUGCUUUUGCGCCUUUGGUUUCUUUUGCUUUCGCCAAAUGGGGAGUUCAAGAUAGAAGAAGCAAAGCAAACUGGGGAAUGAAUAGUACUGAUUGCUAACUAAUACGGAUUUGUAUGUAUAACCACUUUGGUUGGUAUAAGAAAGGAAUUGGGGAGGUACUAGAGAUCGGCAAUCAAAACCAUGACAAGCGAUAUUCGUUCUCCUCUCUCAUCCAGUAAAUAUGGAAAAUUCUCGAAUUAACUAGGUAUAGAAUGAGUAUGGGUAAAACUCGCAAAAAGGUCUGAUGGUUAUGGAGGCGGGUACCAUUUUAGCCUUCUUCGUUCCAUAUCUAUACCCGCCCACUAAGAGCAUUUACAAAAUAAAUUGAUGAAAUUAUAACAUGUCAUUGACUGUGAGAGUAACUCGAAAAUAAAUUAGUAAAAAUACAAUUGAGUGGUCCAACCAAAAUCUGAUUCCUUCCUCUCAAAAUCUCCCUGCAGUCUUGGUAACAAGAUUAUUUUAGGGCAAAAUUACACGUUUGGUCACCCAAAUUACAUAAAUCCUUCACGCUUGCCACCCGAAUCACUUUUCUUUCUUAUUUACCACUAACUUUACGAAUUUUUUCACCGUUAGUCACCGGCCGUUAGUCUCCGUUAACUCUGUCAGUUUAUUGAUGACGUGGCGAACGGAACUGCUGACUAGACGGUUAACUUAAUGACAUGUCAAUUUAAAAAAAUUAAAAGAUCAAAAUAAUAAUAAUAAUUAAUCAACACCCAUCCUCAUCCUCUUGCCCCGCACUUUGAGAGCUGCUUCCGCCGUGGGCUUCGACUCGUCGAUGAUCUCCCCAUCGGUUUCUGCUAUUGCCGCAGCGUCCUCGUCAGCGAGCUCUCUGUUCUAGCUGUUUCCUUAGAUCCAGUCUCCAAGUCUUCGGCUCAAUCACCACCUUUGUAAACAGUUUUCCAUGCAACUUACCGACCGAAAAAGAAAACACAGAAGAAUCUCUACACUAAUUAAGGCUUUAGUACUUAAACACCUCAUACCCUAAUGAGUGGUUAAAUUAAGGAAAUUACGAAAUGGUCUGCAAUCUUGCUUCUAGUUGGGGCAAGGGUGUUUUACUCACCAACUCAAUGCCAUGCGCAUAAUAAAUGGCAAUGAAACCCCCAGAACAGAAAGUGGAGGAGGAAACCAGUAGUUUCCAAACCUAUGGGGUCUGUUAGCAUGCUAACCCCUCUUAGGGUUGGAAAAAUGACACCCCCCUAGUAUAUUAAUACACACAUUAAAUACACAUUAGGAAUUAAAUGUACCAUAUUAAUUAGGAAUUCUCUCACUAUUAAAUACACAUUAGGAAUUAAAUACACACAUAAAAUACACAUUAGGAAUUCUCUCACUAUAUUUGAUUUUUCCUUUUUCAGCAGUCUCUGACCACCAGACUUCUCCGGUGAAAAUCCCAUCGGCAGACUCCCUCCGACCGCCACACUUCUCCGGUGAAAAUCCCAUCGGCAGACUCCCUCCGACCACCUCCAAAAAAUAUACCACUGCACUGAUACGGUGUACCACUGCACUGAUACGUUGUACCACUGUACUGGUACGUUGUACCACUGUAGUGGUACAAAUACCAUUAAAGUGGUAAUUAAUGUGGUGUAUUUAAUGCUUACUUUGUAUUUAAUAACAGAACAUUUAUUAUGUUUACUUUCAUUAAUACUUGUCAAUAAUUAAUGAAAAAUUGACCAAUUAAAAAGGGGUGUCAAAAAACCAACCCCUUAAGGGGUUAGCAUGCUAACCCGUCCCCAAACCUAUAGUUUUUUUUUAAGAGCUCAUAAUAGUUUCUGUUCUUUAAAAGGGCUCAUAAUAGUUAAUGAUGGUGGAAAGGCAAUCAAGAGCAAUGAUUAAUCAUGACUUCUGUAGCCAUGGAUUGUCGAGGCAAGCCAAAACAUGAACAUGAAGAACAACCACUUUACUUGCACUGCUGGAGCCAAAGCAAAUACACAGAAACAUUUUUC
This is a messenger RNA of Linum trigynum, 3800 nucleotides long. Lineage: Eukaryota; Viridiplantae; Streptophyta; Magnoliopsida; Malpighiales; Linaceae. The record is from the annotation of a GenBank genome assembly.